Messenger RNA from Nothobranchius furzeri (turquoise killifish), 1954 nucleotides. It is a transcript of the gene foxh1, whose product is annotated as forkhead box H1. Gene Ontology annotation, cellular component: activin responsive factor complex. NCBI's taxonomy places the organism in Eukaryota, Metazoa, Chordata, Actinopteri, Cyprinodontiformes, Nothobranchiidae. Gene Ontology annotation, biological process: transforming growth factor beta receptor signaling pathway; positive regulation of transcription by RNA polymerase II. Gene Ontology annotation, molecular function: DNA-binding transcription activator activity, RNA polymerase II-specific; transcription cis-regulatory region binding. The record is from RefSeq and is a predicted model, not a curated record.
CACAAUCAGCCUGUUGGUGAAAAAUCUUGUUCCUGAUGCUGACCUUUUCACUCAGCUUCCCAUUCUUCCUGUGAUUUGGGCGCUAAUCCUGUAAAACCCUGUUAACUCACUCUCCAGCAGACAAGAAGAGAUAGAUUUACAGUUUGCAUUCAAACUAUUUUAGCUGCAGUUUCAGGGGGGAAUGGAAAUACGAUUUAAAAACGACCAGUUCCAGUUGGAUUACACCACUAGAGGGAGACAAAGUCUCUCAAGCAACCAGGUGAAUGAUCAAAGAAACAGAAACAGGUGGGUGAUGCAAGAGCUAACUCACCUGGAUUGCAAAUACAAACAUCUAUGAACUAACAAGAUGGGAAAAGGCAGCAAAUUUGAGUGCGUCAGCCUGGAGCCAGAAGUGAAAGACCGGCUUUUUGACCUACCCCCUCUCUCUGUGCUCCUGUCCGAACGUGCGUUCUCUCCUCCCCCCUCCCUCCCUCACCCCUCCUGGCUUCGCUUCUGCAUGACAAAGCACAAGCCGGAGCAGAGCUGCUUGGCACAACCAGUCCCGUCCCACCUCAGGAACCAUCGCCAUCAACUUGACUUCUACAGAAAUGGGCUGCGGAGUUUACCGUCCAGGUGCGUAACGCGGAGCUCCUCAGCCCGCCGCACGGUUCAGAUGGCUCCGCUGCAGCCGCCGCGUCUGGAGGCACCAUCCGUGUCUGUGCGCACCAAGGGAUUCAUGGAUGACCCGCCGGUAUCGCACCAGAAUGAGGAUGGUGCCCACACGACGCAGCAACGAAUGACCCAGAACGCAUCUUCGCGCAGCGGUAAAGCGGAGAAAAGCGGGAAGAAGAAGAACUACCAGCGGUAUCCAAAACCACCGUACUCUUAUCUUGCCAUGAUCGCCAUGGUCAUCCAACGAUCUCCAGAAAAGAAGCUGACGUUAUCUGAGAUCUUCAAGGAGAUCAGUGCCCUCUUUCCAUUAUUCAAAGGAAGCUACAAUGGAUGGCGUGAUUCCAUAAGACACAACCUCUCCUUCUAUGACUGCUUUUUUAAGGUGCUGAAGGACCCAGACAAGCCUCAGGGAAAAGGGAACUUCUGGGCUGUGGACCUGAGCCGUGUUCCUCCGGAGCUCCUGAAGAGGCAGAAUACAGCUGUGUCCCGUCAGGAUGAGACCAUUUUUGCUAAGGAUCUGGCCCCUUACAUCCUGCAGGAUUACAAACAAAUAUCUGAGACACCCCCUGAUUCUGUGACCUCCGUCCCCCCCAUGCGCUCUGAAGACCCCUCGCCCUCACAGGACUCGUUUCGACCCAAGCUGGACUCCUCCUUCGCCAUCGACUCCCUUCUGCACAGCCUGCGGCCCUCUACUGCUUCUGCGGAGGUGGACAAGGACUGCUUGGGCGAGAUGGAACGCCCUCGUCCAUCUCCUCCUCCACAACCCCGUUACACCUCCUCUGCCAGCUCUGUGAGUCCUGCCUCCACCGCUUCCUCUUCUGAUGAGGACUGGAGGGGAGCUCCACACCUUGGGAAGCGUAAUGCUAAAAGUUAUGAGGACUACAGGCUGCCACUGCACAAAUCCUCCAGACGGGAAACUCUUGCUCCUCCAUGGGAGCUCCCUACCUCCUAUGCUAAGUAUGCUCCUCCUAAUGCUGUUGCCCCACCUAGCAUGCGAUUCAGCGGAGGUCCGCUGAUGCCUCUGCAUGGUGGAAUACCUUUUUACAGCUACAGCAGCUCUCCUGUGACCUCUGGUCACUUCUUGAGUCACGCCUACUGGCCCAUCCUCCCCAGCCGGCAGGUAUCGGUUCAAGCCCCACCCUUGCUCAUGGACCUGGACAGCAUGUUGCAAUCCGUGCCUCCAAAUAAAAGCGUUUUUGAUGCCCUGAUGCCAACAAAUCAGAACUCGUACUCACAUCAGCAGCCGCAGAGUCCGUACAGCCUGCAGAACGGGGCACCGCUCGACCGGUACCAUCAGUACUGA